Clunio marinus is the source of this 1556-nucleotide messenger RNA. The record is from the annotation of a GenBank genome assembly. Lineage: Eukaryota; Metazoa; Arthropoda; Insecta; Diptera; Chironomidae.
GAACGUUUUCGGCUAACAUCAUGAUGAUGUUCGUUGUGGAUAUUAAUUGAAAUAUAAGGAAAUUUGUUAGAGAGACUAAAUCGUUAGUCGGACCAUUACCUUGCACAAAUAAUCGUGAUUAAUUAGUCAGAUGACAAACUGCCCUGCUGGGAGAAGAACAGAAGAUUAAAUAAUCUAGCAAAAUGAGAAUCACAUCGGGAAAUCCAGUCAUGAGGAAAGAGAGCUUUGCUCAUAAGAAUCGACCGGUGAUGAUAUCGAUUGCAAAAAGUUUGUCUCCAACAUUUGAAAUUCCAUUUCCAGCUGUAACAAUUUGUUCAGAAGAGAAAGCGGUUAAGAGUGAAAUUGAUUUUGCCAAAGUUUUGAGAAAUUCCGAAAACUUAACUGAAGAAGAAAGUUCAAAGUUGAAAGCAUUGCUUCAAGUUUGUGAUUUUAGAGAUCGUGAAAAUCUUCAAGAUGCUUUAGAAGUUAAUCAAAUGGAAGUUGACAUCGUAUCAACAUUAGAAGAAUUGGCAAAUCCAAUGGACGAUUUAUUUGAAAGAUGCCGAUAUGGAUCUUUCCGCUUUUCAGAUUGCAAAAAACUUUUUUCAAAAGUGAUAACUGAUGAAGGUAUUUGCUACACGUUUAAUAUGCUUGAUCGAAAAGAUUUAUUCAAAGAUGUUUAUCCGCAUCGAGUGCAUGGAACUGGUUACGAGUCUGGACUUUACAUUGAAUUAAAGAAGAAGAAAUCGAAUAUGAAUCCCGGAUGCAAGCGUGGCGUUCGUGGAUUUCGUUUAACACUUCAUACUCCAAUAGAACUUCCACUAAUGUCAAAAGAUUUCCUUUACAUUCCCUUUCAGAAGUUGACUUCAAUUGCUGUCAAUCCACACAUGAUUUAUUCAUCGAAGGAUGUCAAAGAUUACGAUCCCUCUAGUCGGCAAUGUUAUUUCAGUAAUGAAAGAAAUUUAACUUUCUUCAAAACUUAUACAAAGUCAGGUUGUGCACUUGAAUGCUUGUCGAAGCAUGUUCUCUCAUCUUGCGGCUGUGUGAAAUUCUCAAUGCCACGUGAUAAUCUCACACAAAUCUGUGACUAUUCAAUGCUUGAAUGUGCUUAUGAAGCAGAAAGAAAUUUAACAACACGUGAUCUUGAAAGGAAACUUUUGCAGAAGCAACUUAAGCGAGCUUUAAAGCAUGGAGAAAUAACGAAGAAGGAUGAGGGCUUUAAGAGACUGAAGAAAAUGGAAUCUUGUAAUUGUCUGACGACAUGUACGUCAUUGAAGUACGAGCCGGAAAUAUCACAAACAGACUUCAUCAUCAGUGAUGAUCCAGAACAUGAAGUUACUGUAAUUAACAUUUAUUUUAAACAUGCGCAUUACACAAGACUCAAACGUUACGAAGUUUAUGCCCUCUCCGAUUUCUUAUCAAGUACUGGCGGCAUUUUUGGAUUAUUUCUUGGCUGCUCCGUUCUGUCCUUUAUUGAAAUAUUUUAUCAUAUCAUAACGUAUUGCAUUAGAAAAGUGAAAAGAAAAACUAAUGAAGUCAACAUCACUCCAAAUAUUGGAGACAUAACAAGAUUUUAA